Messenger RNA from Gongylonema pulchrum, 432 nucleotides. NCBI's taxonomy places the organism in Eukaryota, Metazoa, Nematoda, Chromadorea, Rhabditida, Gongylonematidae. The record is from the annotation of a GenBank genome assembly.
AUGGCAUUACCAGUGUUGCCUUACAGCUUUGCACAGUUCUUGCCGAAGCUACAUCUUCUAACGGUGGAAAGAAUGUUCAGUUUCCGUCUUUCUUUCUUAGUUUUGGAUGGGGGUGGCAAUGCUGAGCAGUGUUUCAUGUCUUCUCUGCCGUAACCGUCAGCUUCUUUUCGCUACAACUUUGAGUCGCCCGAUUUUUCACCGCUGCAGAGAAGGCCAAGGCGAGGUAUUGAUGACGACGAUGAUGACAUGGAGGAAGCAUUUCGUAUUCCGAAGGGUGUUGAAGUGCAACAAGAUUCGGUGAUUUUAAUUCUUUUGACGAUUGAGAUGGCUGCAGUAGCGCAGAACACCAGAGAUUUGAGCGCUCUAGCUGUUUUGGUUGGAGGAUUGCGUCAAAUUUCAUGUGUUCGUGCAUGGCGCAUGAAAGGAACAUGA